Molecule: messenger RNA, 2074 nt
Organism: Octopus sinensis (East Asian common octopus)
Lineage: Eukaryota; Metazoa; Mollusca; Cephalopoda; Octopoda; Octopodidae
Product: organic cation transporter protein-like
Exons: 11
Coding region: 253-1914 (553 amino acids)
Biological process (GO): transmembrane transport
Cellular component (GO): membrane
Molecular function (GO): transmembrane transporter activity
Source: RefSeq, a predicted model, not a curated record
CACACACACACACACACUUUUUCUCUCGUCUUUUCCCUCCUCCUCUCCUCCCAGACAACACCAAUCCCAAACGCUAGUCUUUCAUUCACAUUCCUCCCUCUUCUUCCCCAUACUACCACUUACACUCCUACAGGCACUCUCACUUGCACACCUGAUACAUAUAUGUAUGUAUGCAUGAAAGGAGACAGAGGCAGACACAUUUAGAAAUUGCUUGAAGCAGACGACACAUUUGUUCUGAGAGGUUUGUUCACCAUGGACUACGAAGAAAUGAUUGGGACAAUUGGAGGAUGUGGACUUUAUCAGAAACUGAUGCUAGCUUUUCUCUUCUCUUCAUCCAUUAUGGAUGGUUUACAAAUUGGAAGCAUAGUUUUUAUUGUACCUGACUUAGAUUACAGGUGUGCUAUUCCUGGUUACGACAACGACACGUAUAAAAUCCAAAGUGAAAUCCAUGAAGAACGGAUCAACGAAUAUAUUCCAAAGAGUGAGGAUGAAGGGGAGGUGGUUUAUGAUAAAUGUUUGAUAUAUUCCAAUACCACAGAAAAUGGAAAUCGAACUACACAGAAGUGCAGUUCUUGGGUGUAUGAUAAAACUAACACACACACCUCAAUCACCACACAGCUGAAUCUUGUUUGCGAUAAAGCGAUUCUGGCAAGGCACACCAUUACCUUUUUCUUCAUGGGCUACCUUUUCGCCAUGGCUGUCUGUGGAAUUUUAUCAGACAGAUUUGGUCGCAAAAAAGUGAUAAUUGUGUGUUUAUUUUUGCAAGGGGCAACCGGAAUAGCAACGGCCUUCAUCUACAACAUUUAUGCCAUAUAUGUGUUGCGUUUUCUCACUGCUGUUGGUGGUGCUGGAUCCUUCGUACCCUCAGUUGUCCUUGCUGCUGAAGUCUCUUCGGCGAACAAUAGAAUGAAAACUACGGUUGUCGCUCACAUGCUGUUUGCCGCCGGACUGCUGAUCGUUUCUCUGCUGACUUACUUUGUGAGGACCUGGAAGAUUUUGAUAAUCAUAAUAUCAAUCCCGUCACUGGUGUUCGCUAUCGUCUAUGUCUGUUUCCUAGACGAGUCUCCCCGAUGGCUCCUCAAUAAAAAGAGAACAAAAGAUGCCAACUUAAUUCUUAGCAACAUCGCCAAACUGAAUAAAACAGUUUUGCCUCAAACACAAAUCGUCAACAUUUCCUCAUCGAACAAGAAUAAAGUAGAAAUCUGGAAAAUGUUUACCAUUCCUCAGCUUCUAAAACGGACCUUAAUUUUGAUGUUAAACUGGGCAACUGUGAGCUUGGUAUAUUACGGCCUUUCUCUUAAUGUUGGCAAAUUGUAUGGCAAUCUCUAUGUGAAUUUUUUUUUGAAUUCGGUUGUCGAGUUUCCGGGCUAUACUCUGUGCAUCCUUUUGUUAAAUCGUGUUGGAAGAAAAAAAAUGCAUGCUAGCGUCAUGGUUUUGGCCGGAGUCACUUGUAUCGCUGGAAUAUUUCCCGUCCUCUAUGGCACUAAAGCCCAUCGAUGGAUGUUAACGGCCAGUUCGAUAUUAGGCCGUUUGUUUAUCACUGCAAGUUUUGCAAUUGUGUAUUUAUACACUUUGGAAUUAUACCCAACUUGUAUAAGAAACGGUGCAUUGGGGGCUUUGUCCACCUUUGCACGUGUUGGUGGGGCUUUGGCACCUUACAUUCUCAACUUUUCAGAUUUUGUUCCUGGCAAGGUUGGUCAAAUACUGCCGAUGGUUCUUAUGGGAGCACUUUCCAUAAUCGCGGGGCUAUUUUCAUUGUUGUUACCCGAAACAAACAACCGGAAAAUGAUGGACAACUUCAAUGAUGUGACCAAAUCUGGAAAACUGGAGUUCGCUACUAAAAAGGAUGCAAUUCUAAAGGAAGAAACUCACCCAAUGAAACCGAGACAAUCUGCAGAGGAUAUAAAUUCUUAAUAGUUGGUGGUAAGACAUCAUCAACAGCAGCAAAUUCUAACUUUUUCCGUCGUUCGUUGUUAAUCACUGCUUGCUGUAAAGAGAGAAUUAUUUCAAUUAAAACAAAGACUGUUCAUAUUAGGGUUUCGUUCAAUAAAGAACACAUCUAUAUUUCGUUUGU